Vicia villosa (hairy vetch) is the source of this 558-nucleotide messenger RNA. RefSeq lists its product as uncharacterized. Bases 1 to 558 code for a protein of 185 amino acids. The record is from RefSeq and is a predicted model, not a curated record. The transcript has a single exon. NCBI's taxonomy places the organism in Eukaryota, Viridiplantae, Streptophyta, Magnoliopsida, Fabales, Fabaceae.
AUGACGAAUACGGACUGGAGCAAUUUAUUCCCUGGUGCGAAACUGGAAUGCUUGUCAGCUUCCUCCUCAGACCACUAUCCGGUUCUGCUAAGGUGUAUUAAUCCCACGGUACAGCAUAGUACAGCCAGGAAAUUCAAGUUUGAGAAUACUUGGCUUACCAAACCGGGUUUUACGAAUUUUGUGCGUGAUAAAUGGCUCAACUGUGAGCAUGAAGAGAUUACUAAAAAGCUGAAAGAUUAUGGAGAUGAUAUGGUAAAAUGGAGUCAAAAAAAUUGGUGUAAAGUUAGAAAGGAAAUUGCUGGUAUUUGCAAGAAGUUGGAUAGAGCCAGACAACACGUUUCGGAAGGGAAUCUCAAUUAUUUCUCAACCCUUAAGAAACGAUUGAUAUCUCUGUUGGUGAAAGAUGAUCUUUUUUGGAAGCAAAGAGCUAAAGCCCAUUGGUACAAAGACGGCGAUCUCAAUACUCGAUUUUUUCAUGUUACAGCUACUGGUAGGAAAAAAGUCAAUGCUAUAAAAUCUCUUAUCAAUGAGAAUGGAGAAGUUAUUCUGUCUACUUAA